ACACAAGAAUUAAUAAUCUCUAAUAUUCAAUCUCAAACAUGAAGUGCCAAAACCAAUUUUCGAUUGCAAUUUUGCUAAUAUCAAUAACCAUCCUAUUUUAUUCAUCAUUAACAAGUGCUCUUGAAGAACCUGAGUAUGGAUACAAUGAAAAAAGUGAAAAUGGACCUAAACAUUGGGGUGAUCUCAAAAAUGAAUGGGCAGCAUGUAAAGGGGACAUGCAAUCUCCAAUUGAUUUGUCAAGUCACCGAGUAACUGUCAUUCCAAAUUUAUGGAAGCUAAAGAGUAGCUACAAGCCUCAACAUGCCACUGUAUCCAACAGGGGUCAUGAUGUUGCUGUGACUUGGGAAGGUGAUGCUGGCUCUAUUGACAUCAAUGGAUCAGAUUAUUUCCUUCAAAAUAGCCAUUGGCACUGGCCAUCUGAACAUACCAUCAAUGGAAGAAGGUAUGACUUAGAGUUGCACUUGGUUCAUGUUAGUCCUCAGCCAGAUGGAACAAACAAGACUGCUGUUGUUGGUCUUCUGUACAAGUAUGGUUCACCUGAUCCAUUUCUCUCCGAGUUGGUAAAGUACAUAGUAGAAGUUCCUGAUGAAGAAGAAAAAACAGACAUAGGUGUUAUUGAUCCCUCAAAAAUAUUCAAGAGUUCAAAGAUGUAUUAUAGAUACAUGGGAUCACUCACUGCACCUCCUUGCACCGAAGGAAUCACUUGGACCAUUGAUAGGAAGAUAAGAACAGUUUCAAGAGGACAAGUGAAGUUAUUGAAGAAUUCUGUACUUAAAUAUUAUGCAAAAAGGAAUGCAAGGCCAGUGCAGAUCCUGAAUCGGAGAGAGGUUGAACUAUUCGACCCAAAGGCAAAGGAUAUACCUCACUAUUGAUACAUGCAUAUAUUGUAUUUGUUUGUUUCUUUUGAAUUCAUUUUCCUAUGUGAUUAUUUUCAAUCCAUAAAUUUGUGUGUAAUAUUAAUGUGUUACUGUUAAUCCAUUUAUUAUUAUUUUUUAAUAAUCUUUUAAUAAUUAUCAUCUCAUAGUUUAGAGAUUGUAAAAGUG
Messenger RNA from Trifolium pratense (red clover), 1043 nucleotides. RefSeq names its product alpha carbonic anhydrase 7-like. Lineage: Eukaryota; Viridiplantae; Streptophyta; Magnoliopsida; Fabales; Fabaceae. Gene Ontology annotation, molecular function: zinc ion binding; carbonate dehydratase activity. The transcript has 7 exons. The coding region runs from base 39 to 872 and encodes 277 amino acids. The record is from RefSeq and is a predicted model, not a curated record.